UGCAGGUCAACUCUUGCGGCCUGAAACCAAGAAAUCACCAACUAAACCAGAGAAACCAUCAAUGAAAUUAUAAAUUUAAGUAAAUUUUUUUUGUAAAUUUAUAUAUUUCCCCAAAAAAAGAAGCAAAAUUCUUGUGAGCUUGAUCUUCCUCCAUUGUUGAAGCUGAUGAGCUUCACCAGGGCACUCCCGUUCCUUCUCGUGUUUCUCAGCUCAUGGAAUCCAUCGGCCGGAGAUCCUCGCACCUCCUUCGUCGCCCAGUUCUGCAACUCUACUCAAUCCGCGAAUGGCCCUCUUCUUGCGGAUUAUUUCGUCCCUGCCAUGGAUAACCUCAGCUCGCUCGUGCACAGCAAUGGAUACGGCACCACCGUCUAUGGCCAGGCUCCUAACGCUGUCUAUGGCCUCGGCCAGUGUUUGGGCGAUCUCGAUUCCAUUGAUUGUCAGCUUUGCUUCUCUGAAAUCCGAUCGCAGUUGCCCAAGUGUUACCCUAAGACCGGUGGAAGGAUCUACCUUGAUGGUUGCUUUGGUCGCUAUGAGAAUUACUCCUUUUUUAAUCGGAUCUUCGAUGCCAAUGAUACCAGUGUCUGUAAUAACACCAGGAAAAGUUCUAAUUCUGGGGUUUUCACUGGGCUUCUCAGAGAGAUCGUUGGGAAUGUGACAUCGAGUGCUGUGGGUGCUGGCGGCUAUGCUGUUAACUCUGCUUCAAACUCUGGUUCUACUAUCUAUGUGCUUGCGCAGUGCUGGCAGAACUUGAAUAAAGCCCUUUGUAACUCCUGCCUUACUGCUGCGACGUCCUCCAUUCUCGGCUGUGCUCCGGCACUGGAAGGUCGGGCGCUUUUUGCUGGCUGCUUCAUUCGUUAUUCUAACUCCCUUUUCUGGAAUACGUACCAGACCAAUUCCUCUUCUUCAGGUAGUGACCUUCCCUGGAUAAUACCAGUCUCUGUGGUAGGUGCUCUUCUAUUGAUAGUAGGAUUUGUGGUUUGGUGGAAGAUAGUGCGCAAAAAAAAGUCGAAAUAUUUUGAAGAAUUUUACCAGCCGGGACUAACUAUUUCUCAGUCGAAUCUGCAUUUCAAAUAUGGGGAGUUGAAAAAAGCUACUGGCAACUUCAGUCAGUCAAACAAACUUGGUCAGGGUAGCUAUGGAACUGUUUACAAGGCUGUUCUUUCUGAUAAUAAAGAAGUUGCUGUGAAGAGGCUAUUGCUGAAUACAAGACAAUGGAUUGAUCAGUUCUUUAAUGAAGUGAAUCUGGUAAAUCAAGUCCGUCACAAAAAUCUAGUCAAAUUGCUGGGCUUCAGUGUAGAUGGCCCUGAGAGUUUGCUUCUUUACGAGUAUUUUGCCAACAGAAGCCUGGAUCUUUUUAUUUUCGAUACAACCCCUGAUAAGCAUUUAGACUGGGAUCAAAGGUAUGAUAUCAUUCAAGGAGUAGCAGAAGGGUUGGCUUAUCUCCAUGAAGAAUCUGAGACUCGAAUCAUUCACCGAGAUAUUAAGGCGAGCAAUAUUCUCUUGGAUGAUAAAUUCAAGCCUAAGAUAACUGAUUUUGGGCUUGCAAGAUCUUUUCCCGAGGAUCAAACACAUCUUAGUACUGGAGUAGCUGGAACCCUGGGUUAUAUGGCGCCUGAAUAUGUUGUGCAUGGUCAUCUAACUGAGAAAGCGGAUGUGUACAGCUUUGGUAUGUUGAUUCUUGAAAUUGUAACCGGGAAAAAAUGCAGCAAUGCCAUUGGGCCACGUACUGGGCAAUCUCUCUUAUCAAAGGCAUGGAACCAUUACAGGGAUGAUACAUUGAGUGAGAUCAUCACAGAAAGUAUAUAUACGGAAAGCGCGAAGGAUGAGAUUGUGCAUGUGAUUAAGACAGGAUUAUUCUGCACACAGGCCAAUCCGCAUGAUCGGCCAACCAUGCUCAAGGUAGUAGAGCUGCUAAGGAACAGCAAGAGGGAGGAGGAGUUUGUCCUUACAGACCCACCAUUCCUAGACGUUGAUAUAGAUGUGGAAGAAGGUGAAGUCUCAUGUUUGUUAACAAACAGCUCUGCUCAAGCAAUGUCGACAUCAUCAUCACAAUUCAGUGCGAGAUAAAUUUAAAUUUUCACAAAAAAAAAGACCAAAUAAAAAAGAUCUUGUGAUAUUGGGU
This is a messenger RNA of Dioscorea cayenensis subsp. rotundata (Guinea yam), 2122 nucleotides long. RefSeq names its product cysteine-rich receptor-like protein kinase 2. Gene Ontology annotation, molecular function: ATP binding; protein kinase activity. Bases 166 to 2067 code for a protein of 633 amino acids. The record is from RefSeq and is a predicted model, not a curated record. The transcript is spliced from 7 exons. NCBI's taxonomy places the organism in Eukaryota, Viridiplantae, Streptophyta, Magnoliopsida, Dioscoreales, Dioscoreaceae. Gene Ontology annotation, biological process: protein phosphorylation.